CGUGAUGCUCUCUGCUAGCUGAUGAUAUAACUUGUUACCAUGUCGACGUCAGACUCGGAUUACUCCAUUGACUGGCUCGCCAGCGACGAGGACGACUGCGUCAGCCCCGACAGAUUGAGUCCUCAGCAGGCAGACGCUCCACCUGCGCCGUCGUCAUCAUCAUCAUCAUCUUCAUCAUCAUCAUCAUCAUCGUCGUCGAAAUCAACCACAUCGUUAAGAGAAUCUCCAUCGAGCUGCUUCCUCUCCGCAUCGACUCAGAGGAGGAGGAGGAGGAGUGACUGUAAAGAUGGAGGUUGCUGCGGAGGCGGCGGCGCUGACUCUCCCCCCGCCGCCGCCGCCGUCGCCAUGGAGACGCCGGCGGCGGUCAGUCCGGUUCAGGGAUUUACCUCCGUUUGUACGCAGCAGCAGCAGCAGCAGCAGACGCUUCGUGUGGACAGGAAGAGAACACGCAGCGCUGCUUUAGACGAACUCUGUGAAAAACGUCAACCAGACACUGAAAAUCAACUGUUCUCGCAAAAGUGCACGGAGCUGCAGUGCUACGUCCGGCCGCUGUCGUCCAUCCUGCACGGCUUGAGAUCAGGCAGGUACUCUGAACGUCUCAGCAGUUUCCAGGAGAGCGUCGCAAUGGACCGUAUCCAGAGAAUAAUGGGGGUCCUUCAGAAUCCAAACAUGGGCGGACGCUUCCUCAGCAUUAUUCUGAAAAUAGAGGAGAUGCUCCAGAGCUGGUUCCCCCACAUCAAACCAAAUCUGACCCCGAGAGACGACAGCACUCCGGCUAAGAAGCAAAAGCAGCAUCACUGCAGCGCUUCCCCUCCUCCAUCCUCUCCGGCGCCGCUCUGCUCCUCAGACUCUGCAGCAUCUUUCUCAACCUCCACCCACCUCAAAUGGUUUCACACCUCGCCCAUCUGCUCCCUGAAAACGCCCGAGUCGACGCUGAACCGGCCUGCAGCCGCCGCCGCCGCCUCCGCGAUCCCCGCCCCCGCCUCCUCCCCUCUUCCAGCCCGCUGCAGCCGGGAAGCGACGCAGGACAACGCCGUCUCCUCCAGCACCGACUCCCUCACGCGCCGCCUCAGCAGCAGCAGCAGCAGCAGCAACCCUCGUCCGAGCCGGGGGCCGCUUCCCUUCAAGAUCAGCUCGCCGUGUUUAGAGAGGCUGCUGCAGGCGAAGGAGAGCAUCAUCGCACCCAGAACUGUGGGAGACGGAGGCUGGUUCUCGUGAGGAACGCCGGUGUGAGGAACGCUUCAACGUGUCAGCGGCUUUGGCAACGGAUCCGAGUGAGACGGGAUCUCACCUCGCCUUGCAGGCCCCCCCAAACAUGGCUUCCAUACAGCCCCGAAGAUACAAAAAAAGGCCUUAAAAAGCAUGUUUCAAAGUCUUCUAAAUCUUUUUUUUUAUUUUAAAUCUACUGCUCGCUCAGACUUCAGGAUGAGCAGAAAGAGUCCGAAUGUGACAGAAAUAGACAGAAAUAGAAAUAUAAAAACAUGGGAAGAUUUGAGUUGUUUUUUUUUUUUUAUAUGACGGCUGCCUGUGUGAAGAAAACACAAACACAAACACAGGACCUCCUAGUUUGAGUUUCCACUAGAUGUUGUUGAGUUGGACGGGUUUCAUUCUCUAAUGAGUCCAAAGUUUAAAACGAUGUUGGCAGAGAAGACGAGGACGAAAUAUUCCCUCAACAAUCGAGUGACUGAACAAAUAAAAGGCAGGAAUCAUGAGCUCUGGGUCUGACUUCUUCUUCUUCUUCUUCUUAAUAAAACGACUGUAUUUAUGGAUCGAAACUCUACAGGAACGCACAUUACACUCGAGGAGAAUAAGAGGAGGAGGACUUUCAUAUACCUGAAUACUUUGACUGUUACCUUGUUUGAUCUGCUUUUGGUUUUUAAUGAUUCCUCUACCUCAUGCUGAUACCACGUCACAGUUUGACCGCAGCACCGCAGACGAUCGCUGUAAAAAAAAACGCUGAAUCCAAAACUUGCAAACUUUUUACAGCAGCUGAGAAAAAGUUCUUGGUUUUAGGGCUGAGUGGAUAAAUUAAUAUUACUCAAACUUGUUUCCUAUACACAUAUAUCUAUCUCUACACCAAUGUGUCGAAAGCAUCCAAAGCCUGAAUUCAUUGAUUGAAACAACAGUGUAGUGAAGUAAUAUCAAGUUAUCGCUCAGCACUAAAUAAACCAGAGUAACUUCAGCUCAAGCAGUCGGUAACUUUUCUCUCAGCCCUCAGAAAAAGACGUGAUCCCUCGAUACGAAGAAUAAAUAAACUGAUGGAUCAAUGAAAAACAAUUCCUCCCCAAAGUUUUCGUCUUUCACAUCCUGCUUGUGUGAGUUUCAGACUGGUUAACAAUUAACUGGAGACGUUGACGGGAUUUCAAAAGUCUGUUUUAACCCUCCUGUCGUCCCCCCGGGUCAAAUUGACCCCGUCUCUUUUGACUGUUCCUUCUUUCCUUCCUUCCUCCCUCUUUAAAUGUUCCUUCGUUCUUCCCCUCCUUUCCUCUUUCUUUGCUCCCUCCUCCUUCCAUACUUCUUUCCUCACUUCUUUCCUUCCUUCUCUCCUUACUUCCUUCCUCUUUUCCUCCCUCCCUC
Messenger RNA from Scomber scombrus (Atlantic mackerel), 2577 nucleotides. Its product is annotated as circadian-associated transcriptional repressor-like. Gene Ontology annotation, molecular function: RNA polymerase II cis-regulatory region sequence-specific DNA binding. The transcript has 5 exons. Gene Ontology annotation, biological process: negative regulation of DNA-templated transcription; circadian regulation of gene expression. NCBI's taxonomy places the organism in Eukaryota, Metazoa, Chordata, Actinopteri, Scombriformes, Scombridae. The coding region runs from base 40 to 1218 and encodes 392 amino acids. The record is from RefSeq and is a predicted model, not a curated record. Gene Ontology annotation, cellular component: nucleus.